UUUGAUUAUUGUAUUUCUUUAGGUUAAAAAGUAUGAUUGUGGAUCAAGCGAACAACAAGCAAGUUCGUCAUCAUCUUCUUCACUUCAAUCAACGGUGGAUCACAGGACAAUCAGUGGCCGAAUUUCAUCCUUUGGGGAUUAUGAAAGUGCAGGAGAAAAAAAUGGGAUAUCAGUGAGAUGGAUGUCUUCAAAAAUGAGGCAGAUGAAGAAGAUGAUGAACUCCAACUGCAGCAAUGGAUCAACAGAUCACCGUAAAGCAAUGAAAUUUACAGACAAGCUUCGUCGAGUGCAUGAUACCGGCGAAACCGACUACUCUUUGGGUAAAGCCAAUAACAACGCCAUUAGAGUCUGCUCCGACUGUAACACAACGACGACACCUCUUUGGAGAAGUGGCCCUCGAGGUCCCAAAUCUCUUUGCAAUGCUUGUGGGAUUCGACAACGGAAGGCAAGGCGAGCAAUGGAAACGGCUGCGGCGGAAACCGGUGCGGGAGUUGCAACCGAUGCAGCAAUAUCGCUGAAGAUUAAGGUGCAGAACAACAAGGAAAAGAAAUCACGAAUUGGGCAAUUCAGAAAACAACUAUUCAAGUCACCUUCGGAUCAUAAUUCUCCUUAUAAUCAUCAACAAAGCCAAAAGAAGCUUUGCGUCAAGGAAUUUGCUUUGAGUUUGAGCAAGAACUCAGCUUUGCAGCGUGUGUUUUCUCAGGACGUUGAAGAUGCUGCGAUUCUCCUAAUGGAGCUCUCUUGUGGACUUGUUCAUGGUUGAAUUGAU
This is a messenger RNA of Hibiscus syriacus, 769 nucleotides long. RefSeq names its product GATA transcription factor 21-like. Bases 182 to 763 code for a protein of 193 amino acids. Gene Ontology annotation, molecular function: zinc ion binding; sequence-specific DNA binding. The record is from RefSeq and is a predicted model, not a curated record. The transcript has 2 exons. Gene Ontology annotation, biological process: regulation of DNA-templated transcription. NCBI's taxonomy places the organism in Eukaryota, Viridiplantae, Streptophyta, Magnoliopsida, Malvales, Malvaceae.